Molecule: messenger RNA, 2330 nt
Organism: Culicoides brevitarsis
Lineage: Eukaryota; Metazoa; Arthropoda; Insecta; Diptera; Ceratopogonidae
Exons: 8
Coding region: 110-2158 (682 amino acids)
Molecular function (GO): oxidoreductase activity; copper ion binding
Source: RefSeq, a predicted model, not a curated record
AAGUGGAAGAGAAGAGAAAGUACAAAAAAAAUACGAAAUUAAGAUAUCAAUUAAAUUUAAUUUUCUGUGAAAUUUUGUAAAGUAUCAGCAAAAGUGAUAGCAAUUAAAAAUGAUACUCAAAUCAGUGAUUUUUUUGAUAAGUGUACUUUCGUUACAAGUGGAUUCAUCUACGACGAGACGACCUUUUGAUGUUCAAGAGUGGUUAAAAAAUCAAACAAGCAACGACACUUGGAAGGCAAUCAACGUGGAGGAAUUUCCCGGAGAAGAGUGCUAUCGUCCCUGCAGUGUCGGUCAAAGUCGCGUUUGUUACUGGAAAUUCGUUAUGGAGCAUUAUCAAGCGAUGGGAGUUGCUUGUGGUCGUUGCGCGGAAGGUGUCAUGGAAGAUUGUUUCAACUUGCACUGUUUGCCGGCAGAUGGCGUUGAACGCGGUGUCAUGAGUAUCAAUCGUAAAAUUCCCGGUCCCUUUUUGCACGUGUGCAAGGAUGAUUUAGUUGUCGUUGAUGUCGCUAAUCACAUGGCUGGCACCGCUGCUGCGAUUCAUUGGCAUGGAUUUCAUAUGCGAGACACUCCCUUCAUGGAUGGCGUUCCCUUCCUUACACAAUGUCCCAUCGAUUAUGCCACAACGUUCCGUUAUUCCUUCUGGGCGAGUGAACCAGGUACGCAAUUUUAUCAUUCGCAUUCGGGCCAUCACAAAGUAAAUGGACAUUACGGUGCCUUUGUCGUGCGUAACGAAACGAGUCCGCAUCAGAAUUUGUACGAUUUUGACUUGAAAGAGCACACGGUGAUUGUUUCGGACUGGAUGCACGACGAUGCUGACAUGUUUAUGCCUGGCUUGCCCACACGCCGUCCUGGAAUCGUUCCGAAAAACGUGCUAAUUAACGGAAAAGGCGUCUAUGUCGACGAAAAGAGACCCGAGCAGUACGUGAAUAGUCCCAUUGAGGUGUACAAAGUGAAACAAGGCUCGAGAUAUAGAUUUAGAUUCAUCAACAGCGGCAGUCACGUAUGUCCCGUACAAAUCCAGAUUCAAGGUCAUAACCUAAGUGUAAUUUCCACGGAUUCCUUUGAUGUGCAUCCUGAAAAUGUCAAUACUCUGAUCAGUACGUCUGGGGAGCGGUACGACUUUGUAGUGAAUGCAGAUCAAGCGCCAGGAAAUUAUUGUGUUCGCGUUAAAUUACUGGGCGUUUGUAAUCACGAGCAAUUUGCUGUUUUGUCGUACGUUGAUGCCGAUGCGAGUUACGAAGUAGCAGUUUCCGAGUACGAAGCUUAUGGUAGCGAAGGGGCUCGUUGUCGGGCUGCCGAAGAACUCCCAAUUGGCGCGACAUUAAAUCACCCGAACACCACAUGUCACAAUCCCUUGACGCGUAAUUUGUGUUCGACGGAUCUCGCGGCACUUGCUGCCGACACGGAGCUGCUCAAGGCCCCAGUUGAUGAACGGUUUUAUCUGGCAUUCAAUAAUUACGCCGUUAGUCCGCAUGAGCUCUUCCAGGAAAAUCGCUAUGAACAUUUUAUGAACAAUCGUGGGUCAAAUGUCCUGCAGGCAGCCAUCAAUAACAUCUCGUUUGUGUUUCCGCCGAUAAGUCCACUUACCCAGCCAGACGAAAUCACGGAAGACAUGUUCUGCGAGGAUGGAAAUUGGCCGAAACGAUGUGACGGUGAGCGAUUUUGCCAUUGCACGCAUCUGGUAAAGGCGAAAUUAGGUAGCGUCGUGGAACUCGUUAUCAUUGAUGAGACACGAAAUAUCGGACCCAUUAAUCAUCCCUUCCAUUUGCACGGAUAUGCCAUGCAUGUAAUGGAGACAGAUUUCGUUCGUAACUUCCCAAUGACGGUUGAUUUGUACAAAAAACUCGAUAAAAGUCGCAUGUUGCCGAGUCAAGGCAGAAAACGUACUCUCAGGGGACAGAAUACCGCCUCGCUGCAAGAUACGAUCUCCCUUCCCAGUCAAGGUUACACCGUACUAAGAUUCCGUGCCGAUAAUCCGGGUCUAUGGGCGCUCCAUUGUCACUUUGAGUACCACUUUUCCGUUGGCAUGGGUCUCGUACUGCAAGUUGGCGAGCCAAGUGAUUUCGUGAAAGCGCCACCAAAUUUCCCCAAGUGCCGCAAUUUUGUGCCGGAUAUCGAUCAAUCAGUAAUUGAUUACAAAAAUCUGUUGCCACAAUAGGACACAACGCAAAAAAUUGGGACAUCGGAGAUUUAUUAAUUGCUCUUUUUUUGUUUGUUUGUGAGUGAAGCGAGUUUUGAGUGUGAGCGUUCGUUUUAUGUGUAAAGUUUGAAUUAUUGAUGUUGUUUUUUUAUUUAUAUUGUAAAUAAAUGACGUUAGUUGUAAAGGAUAA